This is a messenger RNA of Pecten maximus, 1305 nucleotides long. RefSeq lists its product as uncharacterized. The transcript has a single exon. NCBI's taxonomy places the organism in Eukaryota, Metazoa, Mollusca, Bivalvia, Pectinida, Pectinidae. Bases 1 to 1305 code for a protein of 434 amino acids. The record is from RefSeq and is a predicted model, not a curated record.
AUGCUUCACUGGAUGACUAAUGAGGCAAAAUUACAAAAUAUUCCACCUGAGGGUUUAUAUGGUGGCCUACUCAUCGAUGAAAUGUCUAUCCAACCAGACCUUCAAUUUAAAAAGGCUAAUGGAACUCUAAAGCUGAUUGGAUUCACAGAGUGUACACCUGAGUCAGUCAUUUUCGACCAACUGAAAACUAAUAAACAGGAAAAAGUACUGGCAACACAUGUUCUACAACUUGUAUUCCUCGGAUUCACAGGAUUUCUGUUUCCUUUCGCACAUUUCCCAACUACCACUGCUUCUGGACAUGAACUGUACUUACUUGUCUGGAAGUCUGUAAAUAUGUUGUCAAUGUUUGAUUUUAAAAUACAGUAUAUCAGUACAGACGGUGCGCAGAGUAACAGAGAUCUCUUCAAACUCUUAUUACCAGAUUUUGAUUCAGCUGAUCCUAAGACAUGCUCAUUUACAAAUAUAUAUUCAAGAAAGAAUCCCAAGCUUUUUUUCAUCAUGGAUUACUCUCACGUAAUGAAGAAAAUACGAAACAACAUAUUGAAAAGUGGUGUCGAAAAAAUUUGUAAAAGGCAUAUGAAACUUAAUAAUGAAUUCAUUGAAUGGAGUCACUUUCGUAAAGCAUAUUUCUGGGACAUUUCUACCCAUCCAUUCCCAAUCCAUCAUAAACUUACACAGGAGCAUAUAUUCCUGACCUCUGAGGGUAAAAUGAGGAACCAUCUAGCAGAUGAUGUUCUCAACAGUGAGAUGUUGUAUCUGAUGGAACAGUAUAAGGUUAGUUUAGGGGAAGCUGGAUCACAGCUUGAUGCCACAAUUGGUCUACUGAAAAGUACCAGUGCCCUGAUAAGAAAUUUUAGAGACCCUCGUCCCAUCACAGAUGCAAGCGAUGAUCGACUACAGGAGAUCUACGACUCGCUGCAGUGGUUUAUAAAAUGGGAAAAGUCCAUAAAAUCAGACGAGACCAUCAAAAAUAAGGAAAAACACCUGAUAUCUCACCAAACCAGAGAAGACAUUGUUUCCUCAAUUUUAGGAUUUCAUGAAAUGUGUUUAUAUAAAUUCCAAAGGUCACAUGCAUCAGUGGUACCAAGUCGCAUAAACAGUGAUGUCAUAGAAAACAUGUUUUGUCAACAACGCACAUUACAUAAUGGAGCAAACACUAAUCCUACCUAUUUAGGUUACUGCCAUAGUGUCAAUUCAGUAAUACUGGGACAAGUUUCAGUAUCCAGAUGCAGGUUGUGGGGUUGGUGCAGUGUUGCCUUGCAAACCUCAACAGCAGAAAAAGGUACCUUAAACUGUCCUGGCUAG